This is a messenger RNA of Aedes albopictus (Asian tiger mosquito), 3254 nucleotides long. RefSeq lists its product as uncharacterized. NCBI's taxonomy places the organism in Eukaryota, Metazoa, Arthropoda, Insecta, Diptera, Culicidae. The record is from RefSeq and is a predicted model, not a curated record. Bases 291 to 3116 code for a protein of 941 amino acids. The transcript is spliced from 2 exons.
CGUGUUCAUUUCACCCCCCGUUCCUCGAUCCAUCUGCCGUAGAAAGUUGAAAUGUUAGCCGCUCGCCCGGUACAUCACCGCGGAAAGUUUAAUCUAUGCGUUAGUCGGUAAUCCACAUUUAUCUUAGUUUUUACUGGGGGUGCUGAUAUUGGCGUUCGUUGUUUUCUUGAUUUUUAGAAAUUUGCGACCUCUGGUAUUGCCAAAAUUUGGAACGUAUAAAAUUGGCCCGGUUUGCCAGUUCUGUCGUCAGUUCGACGUGGUGUGUCCUGCAGAGUGAAAGCAGCUGCAAGAUGAGGCUGUCGGUGAUGUUUUCGGUAGUGUUGGUGGGGAUAGUGGUUGUUGCGCAGGCUGAUCGCAGGAAUCCGCAACAUUGGAGUGUAAGCUGGAAUCAGCACUGGAAUCAAUAUGCAGAUCAAAGUCAAACCGGGAACCGCAGGCAAUCAGCACCGCAAGGCAAUCAGCUAGAAAUCACGCCGGUUAAUCAACAGGCAGUCCUGCUGCAAGCAACUCAACAGCAAGGAAAUCCACAGGCCAAUCAGCAAGGAAACUCACGUCCAAGUCAGCAAGGAAAUCAGCAGCAAGCGAAUUCGCAGGCAAAUCAGCAGCAAGUGACUUCGCAGGUAAAUCAGCAGCAAGUAAACUCACAGGCGAGCCAGCAAGCAAAUCAGCAGCAAGGAAAUUCACGGCCACAGCAAGGAAAUCCACAAACAAAUCAACAACCAGGAAGUUCACAGACAAACCAACAACAAGGAACUCAACAGCAGGUUAAUUCACAGGGAAAUCAACAGCAAGUAAAUUCACCGACAAAUCAGCAACAAGGAAAUCAACAGCAAGGAAACGUACAGACAACUCAACAACAAGGAAAUCCUCAGACAAAUCAACAACAGGGAAAUCAACAGCCAGUGAAUUCGCAGACCAAUCAACAGCAAGGAAAUGUACAGACAACUCAACAACAAGGAAAUCCUCAGACAAAUCAACAACAAGGAAAUCAACAGCCAGUGAAUUCACAGACCAAUCAACAGCAAGGAAAUUUACAGGGAAAUCAACAGCAAGGAAACACACAGACAGGUCAGCAAAGUAAUACACGUCCAAGCCAGCAAGGAAACUCACAGUCAAAUCAACAACAAGGAAAUCAACAGUCAGUGAAUUCACAGACCAAUCAACAGCAAUCACAGACCAAUCAACAGACAACUCAACAACAAGGAAAUUGGCAAGGAAAUCAUCAGCAAGGAAAUCAUCAGCAAGGAAAUCACCAGCAGGGGAAUUCACAGACAAAUCAACAACAAGGAAAUCAACAGCCAGUGAAUUCACAGACCAAUCAACAGACAACUCAACAACAAGGAAAUUGGCAAGGAAAUCAUCAGCAAGGAAAUCACCAGCAAGGAAAUCACCAGCAAGGAAAUUCACAGACAAAUCAACAACAAGGAAAUCAACAGCCAGUGAAUUCACAGACCAAUCAACAGACAACUCAACAACAAGGAAAUCACCAGCAAGGCAAUUGGCAGGGAAAUCACCAGCAAGGAAACUCACAAACAAGCCAACAGCAAGGUAAUGUACAGACAACUCAACAGCAAGGAAGUUCACAGGGUGGUCAGCACUGGAAUCACCACGAAAACCAGCACGGCAAUGAACAUGAACACGGCCAUGGACACGAAAACCACCACGGGGGCCACAAUGGUCAUCAUGGCGAAGAUCAUGACCAUGAUCACAAUCGUAUUCCCAUACCGAUUAUCAGCGACAAGGCGGCGUCAGCCAUAGUAAAAGCGUCGAGCAUGCUGACAGAUGCCCUGAAGGCAGCGGCAGCUGAAGAAGUCUACGAUAAAACUGGGGUCCUUACGAUCAUCCGGACGCUAGUCACGGAAGCCAUCACGGUAGUGAAUACUCUGUUCACCGAGGUCUCCGGAGCAGUUUCCGACAGAAUCACUAGAAAUCGGGGCCCUGAAGAUCCGUUGUCGGAGUUGUUGGAAAAAGUGGAACGAUCCGUCAGAGAGAUCAAAAGAGUUCUCAGAAGUCUGGAGGGCAAGAUCAAACCAGCUCAACUCUCGGAUAUCGAAAACGCCCUGGAAGAUAUUGUACGGAAAGUGUUGAAUCUCAAAAUCUUCAAGCCGAAACGAGAUCGGGCGUCUGCUGGUCCAUUCUCAUUCGACCAACCUGGACGUCAUGAAGAAUCAGAACCAAUCAACACCCACUACCACCAUGGCCUGGAUCUUCAAACUGUGAUCGACGAUUGGGCAGCUGCCAUCGAGGGUAUCGCCAACGCCGUUCAAACCCUUGCGAAAGCAAUUCAAGAAGUCAUCACCACCAGAACUCUAGCCAUCACUAUCCAGAAGUCCGUUCACAAAUCGCUGGCAUUGAGUGGAUCUUCUCUAAGCUCUGUUUCCAAGCAGCUCAACAGUGGCCUGGAGGGCCUCAAAUCCAAACUCGGCAAGUUCGCCCAAAUGACUGUUACGCAGCUGAACCAGGCCUAUUCCUCAAUAACGUCCAACCCGACCAAGUGGCACCACAGGCUUCUCAGCAAGCUGUUCGAUUUCCUUGCCGCCUACAGCGAUUACGUCCACAGGGAAUAUCUCCGUAAGAUAGCAUCCAGCAUCAACGAAGUCGAACUGGACAUCGCCUCCGAAAUCAUCAAGCAAACGCGCAAGUCCGGACUGGAGAUCGCCCAGGCUGCCACGCACAUCACCGAUAAGGCCGCGGCCAGUUUCAACCACCAGACCGCUUCCGAUUGUGCCCUGAAACAAAUACCCAAGCUGAUGGGUCCAAGCAACUCGCUCAGCCGUUUGGCACAAUGCGUCAGCGGGGAGAGCAACAACCUCAACGGACUUUCUACCAGUGGACAACAAGCGUUGACUCAGGCCAAGGACAACGCCGUCAACAUCGUCAACCAACUGAUGGUCUGCAACAGCGGUACUGACCAGUGCUACCACAGGUUCUCCAACGUUUUCGACCACAAGAAGUCCCGCGCCCGGGAGGAUCUGAAGAAGGCCGGUGAACAGCUGGUUGAUGCGUUGGAAGUCAUCAGCAAGCGGAUCGAGAACUGUCUGGAAGUCGUUGCCGAAGAGAUCAAGGCCACCACCAAGAAGUGCAAGAAGGAUUUCGACUUCUGUGCGAGAUUUUGAAGAGUUAACCACCUCCCAUAUAGGAAUGAUGUAAGAAAAGAGUCGGAAGCUUAGGUAGAAUUGAAAUUAUUUAUUAUUUAAUUAUUUAUUCUGAGAAAUUCAAGUUUAGAAGUGAAGUAAAAACAAUAAAUUUAUGAC